Messenger RNA from Neogale vison (American mink), 1808 nucleotides. RefSeq lists its product as uncharacterized. The record is from RefSeq and is a predicted model, not a curated record. The transcript has 6 exons. Bases 1 to 1359 code for a protein of 452 amino acids. Lineage: Eukaryota; Metazoa; Chordata; Mammalia; Carnivora; Mustelidae.
AUGCUGUCUCCGCCCGGAGCACGGGGCCGCGGGGGUGCGACGCACCGGCUGAGCCGGGCCCGCCGCACCGGGCAGGCCUCCACUCUGGUGACGGAAGGAAACGAAUUGGGAGAGCGGCUGUGCACCGUGGUGGGGACGAAGCCGAUCUGGGGGUCGCCUCCCCGAGGCGUGGGGCCUCCGAAGGGUCCGCAGCAGCGUGCCUGGAGGCGAGAGCUUGCCAUGCUGGUGGCCUCGGCGCAGGCGCACGACCGCGCAAAGACCGCUGCGAGCGAGGUCAGCCCUGCCCCCCCACGGCGGGAGCGCCUGGCGGACCAGGGCCUGGAGGCAGCCUCGGCCAGAGCAGGGUGGGGCCCGGCUGUCACCGGGGCAGCCAGAGUGCUCCUGCCGCAGAUCGGCGAAAGAGAAGCUGAGCAGCUUUGCCCGGCCCUCAGCAGCUGGGCAGUGGGACAUCUGCCAUCAUCCCACCCUGACGAGGUCCGGCUCUGGAAGGAAGAGUGUGUCCCUGGCUUCUGUCCCAUUGAACCCAAGGUCAAGCCCUCAGGGGGAGGCCGGGCCCUGCUGGUCCUCUUCAUGCACGGCUUUGGAGGGGCUGGACCCUGGGAGGACACGGUUCUGGGGCCACAGGGCCUUAAGGACGGCUGCUCUCUCCUGACGCCAGGGUACUGGCCACACUGGGAGCCCGGGGGGGCCGGGGCCGGGGAAAGAGCUGCGCAGAGCUUCGGGACCCGGCUUUGGGCUGCGACGGGCCUGCUGGGGGGUCCCAGCCCCACAGCCGAGGCGUGCAGCCACGGGGAAGCCACGUCUCCACGCGGAGCCUCUGCUUCCACACUAGGGCCCGUGCUGGGAGCGUCCAGUAAAAGCAGCCUCUGUCCAGUGCUGGCGCCAGAGACCGACUCACCUGGAGGCAGAAACAUUUCGGAAGAUCCGUGUCAAAAGGCUUUUAUCAGCGCGGCGCAUCCGAGCAGCCCGGCCCGGGGCCCCAGCAGCAGCCCGGGAGGCCUCGGUCAGGAGGGGGGAGGCCUCGGUCAGGCCCCGGGAAGACCAAACAGGCGGCAGCUGGAGAAUCCUGCCUGGUUACGGGUGAGCUUUGGGACUCCCCACCUGGGACACAAAACCAGGACCUCUAGAAGGUUCUCAAGCAUAGGCACAACAGCCUUGUCAGCAGUGGGACCCGGCCGCCCUGUCCAGGGGCCCGGCCAGUACAGCUCGAGACCUGUGGGCCACCUGCCCGUAGCUGAAGAGGGGAAAUCGUCGACCCUGGUCGAGGGACAGAAAUCAGAGGAUCUAACCCCAGCGUUCCUCCAGGCGCACCUGGUGGGGAGGUCAUCCAAGCUCCUGGAUCUCUUCAAGCGUCCUUGACCUUCCUGAGCCCUCCACGGGGUCCCAGGGAUGAAAUUAGAAGAUUCUGUGCCCGAGGACCUCCUGUUCGUCCUUCAGUGCCAGCCCAGAGGGGAAGCCUCCCCGCGCUGCCCCCGCCCCGGCCCUGGCUGCGCUCCCGCCGCACUCUGAGCUCGUCCCCGCCCUGACCCAGAGCAGCCCGCACGUGCUGUCCGCCGGCAGCCCCGCGAGAAUGUUCUGGACUCUCACGGUCCAGUAUGCCGGCUACGAGCCACACGUGACCCCGGAGAGGCGGACCGCAGCUCGCAGGAGCGGACACCUGCUGCGCGUGUGGGCAAUACCGCGUCUCUAGGACUCUGUGCCGAAAACCAAACGAAGAAGAGCUUGUGAGUAGCUUUUGUGUUGCUCCACGCGUCGAAGUCCUAACAGUCCCCGUACUGGGUUCAAUAAAAGUGUAUUGUUAAAGUUCA